AUGGAAGACUGCAUACCCCAAUCUGGUGAAAUUUCUGAUCCUGAAAUCUACACCUUUAUUUUUCACAUCCUCACAAUUUUUAUGACACCAAUUCAUGUCUAUGGAACAUACUGUAUUUUCUUCAAGACUCCUUCUCAAAUGACUUCUGUAAAAUGGCUAAUGUUGAACUGCCAUUUUUGGAAUGUUCUAUUAGACUUGAGUAUUUGUUUUCUAUCAAUCCCAUAUAUUUUCCAUCCGACCUUUUCGGGAAUCGCACUUGGCGUUAUUGACUUUCCAGAACUCGAAGUAUACCUAGUGAUAACAUUGAUCGGUCUGGUUACAAUUUCGAUUUGGAGUAUCCAUGAAAAUCGUUACCAUGUAUUGUUCGGUGCGGAUAAUAACCCCAUAUGGUGUUUGAUGAGAAAACCGAUGAUGCUAGUGAAUUAUUUUGCAGCUAUAACAUAUUUCAUACCACCAUACUUUGUGCUCCCUGAUCAAAAUCAGGAAUUUGUAAAAAUCCAAGAAAUUCUUCCUUGCAACCUUCAGCAAGCCUACGCUAGUCGAAAAGUGUUUAUAUUGUCUGCUGGCAAAGAUUUCCCUCUAUACUGUUGCUUUGUUUUUUAUGUCCUUGCUGUCGGUCAAUCAAUUCCAUUAUUCUUUAUAAUCAUUAUCAAAUUGAUUAGAAAAAGUCGCAAGAAGGAAUCCACGGCAUCUCUAAAGACCUUGAAAAUGAGAAAGAAACUAGUGAUAGCUCUUAUCAUACAAACUAUCAGUCCAUGCUUACUGAUAAGUAUCCCUGUGGAAUACCUGGCUCUGGCAACAUAUCUAAAUUAUUACAACACUUCUUUGAAUCGUUUUUCAAUGAUUUUAUUUGGUCUCCAUGGGGUUUGCUCUACGUUGACCAUGAUUUUUGUGCAUCAGCCUUAUCGAGAAGCCACUGUUGAUAAUUUUUAUUGGUUGAUGAUGUGUAGGCAGAACUCUAAAAAAAUCAGUGUGGCUCCAACGACUAUGCAUUCUUGA
Molecule: messenger RNA, 999 nt
Organism: Caenorhabditis briggsae
Lineage: Eukaryota; Metazoa; Nematoda; Chromadorea; Rhabditida; Rhabditidae
Exons: 4
Coding region: 1-999 (332 amino acids)
Source: RefSeq, a predicted model, not a curated record